This is a messenger RNA of Naegleria gruberi, 924 nucleotides long. RefSeq lists its product as uncharacterized. The coding region runs from base 1 to 924 and encodes 307 amino acids. The record is from RefSeq and is a predicted model, not a curated record. The transcript has a single exon. NCBI's taxonomy places the organism in Eukaryota, Heterolobosea, Eutetramitea, Acrasida, Naegleriidae.
AUGAGAAGAAUUUCAUCUUUGGUUUAUUCAUCGUUGCGAUCAUCGUCAUCGGCAUCAACAACACUUCGGAAGAUAAAUCUCUUGGGAAGUAAUUAUAAAUCAAUGCUAAUCUCUGGAGGAAGCAUGAUGUUAAAUACUAAUCAGAGAGGAAAUUUCGUUUCAAGCCUUUUUAAAAGAACAACAACAUCAGAAGCAACCUCAUCAGAGAACAGUACAGAUGAAGCCAAUAGUAGCACUACAGAAAAUCAAUCAAUCAUUCUCUACAAUUCAAAAUAUAAUAAUCUGGUACACAGAUUCAUAAUCCAACCCUAUCAAAUUAAUAAGACUCACAUUUUGAAUGCCUUGGCAACCACAGGAAUGCUUUAUACAAUCUAUGAAUUGGAUAUUAAUGUAAAUUGGUUCAUUUGUUGUUUGUGGUUAAUGGGAAGUUCCUACCUGAGUUAUUCAUCACAUGUUAAUAAUAUUAAUCACAAAAUUUGUGUCCUUACCAAAUUGGAAUAUGAUAGUAAGAAUAAGGUUCUUUAUUUAUUUGAUGAUUCUGGAAAUGUUGUUGAUACAAUUACAGAUUUUAGAAAUUUAAUUCUCGAUAAUGAAUUGGGAUUCAAGGUUCACAUGCCUUUGGCUGGAUUUUUCUGGAAGAGUUUCUUAUUGAAUAGAACUGACAUGGCUGAUCGUUUCACUUUAAAGUUUUUGAAUUAUAAUUCAAAUGAAGUUAAGGCAAGAGUUAAAUAUCAAGAUUUUGGACUUUUGAGAACUGCAAGUGAAAGAAUGAAAAGAGAUGCCGUUACCACAAUCGAUCCAGAAACUGGAGUAAUGAAACAAUAUGUAUAUAUGAUAGCCAACUCAAAUCCACAAGUGAUCAAAGAAUUGAGAGAAGAUUUAUUGGAUUUAAAACAACAACAUGGAGUUAAACCUAAAUUCUAA